Molecule: messenger RNA, 4374 nt
Organism: Solenopsis invicta (red fire ant)
Lineage: Eukaryota; Metazoa; Arthropoda; Insecta; Hymenoptera; Formicidae
Gene: centrocortin
Product: cerebellar degeneration-related protein 2-like
Exons: 7
Coding region: 30-2780 (916 amino acids)
Source: RefSeq, a predicted model, not a curated record
AGCUAAAUGCUCCCGAGAGAGAGAGAGAGAUGGAGAACAGCGAAAGAUUUGAUUUAUCGUUCACCGUCGGAAUAAUUAGAGAACGAAUGUUCCUUUACGAUACAUUUACAGCGCUAAUCUCCCCACGGUCAAUGCUCCCUCUCUCGUUUCGACGAGGUCUAACUUGGCCCCAGCGUCAUUACGCUUAUCCGAAAUUCAAAACUACUACUGGAAAGUGGCCGGGUAGUGAAGUGAGAUUCCCUCGGUACUCCCUCGAUCGGAACGGCAACGAGGAGGCAAAAGUCGGGCCCAGAAACGUAGGAAAGGCAGCGGGGGCGGGAGAGGGAGAGCAGAACGAGAAAGGAGGGAGUUGGAUUACCGCUCUCGGUGGGCGCACGACGUUUCGAUCGGACUGGCUACCACAGAAGACCGGCUGCCUCCGACGGAACCGGUUGCGCGUCGGAAAGGACGAACGACGGGGAACUGGCAGGUCCCAUCACGAGCGAGCCAUGAGCGGGCAGAGCGUGGACAUGGUCUGGGACCCGCAGACCCAGACCAACUCGUUGGAGGGCUGGGAUUAUUCUAUCGAAUUCGCGUACCUUAACAGUCUUAAGGGAUCCACCUCCGAAAGUAAUCUACAGUUGGCGGCGGAGCUUGGCAAGACCCUCCUGGAACGGAAUAAGGAACUGGAGAAUAUCAUCAAGUUGCAUCAGGCUACCGUGGAGGAGCAGACGCAGGAAAUUGAGUACAUGAAAAAGCAGACGGCCGCCCUGAGGGAGGUAAACAAUACGCGGCUGAAAGUCUACGAGCAGCUGGAAGUGAGCGUGCAGGAUUUGGAACGUGCGAAUCACCACCUGGUGAUCGAGAACACGAGCGACAAGAAGCUGAUCAAGAGCCAAUCCGUGACUAUCGAGAAUCUGGAAAUAAGAUGCGAGGAGCUGCAGAAGAAGAUUGACGACUUGACCCAACAACUGCGCCAGCAUGCCGCGAGCCCGUCUAGAAAUAAUGCCCAGCAUCAGCAACAUCAGCAGCAGCAACUGCAGCAGCAACACAAUAUCGACUGGGAAACUUCGGAUACGCAAGGUGGCAGCGAGAAACAGAGAGCUGCCCCGUGCUUGCCGAAGCCCGCCCAAGAGACAGCCGAGAUAACCGCGGCGAGUGACGAGGAGAUGACCGAGUUGCUGAGGCAGCUGCAGGACGCGCGCAAUCAAAGGGCCAGGGAACAGAAGAAGGUGUCCGAGCUCAGUCAGCAGCUGACCACCUUGUUGCAGGAGAACAGCGCAUUGGAGGAGCAAUUAACGGAGUGGCGUAACAAGGCGCAGGACGUCAAGAGUCUGCAAGACGAGAUUAACACCUUGGAGGAAGUCAGACGAGGUCAGUUAUGCGGACGUUGUUUGCGCGGUAUGGAUACGAGGACACACGACGAACUCACCAUAAUGUUGGAUCAGGAAGAGUAUGAUGACAUAAGUAUGGCCGAGUCGUUAAUCAGCGAGAAUCAACGUGACUCCGAGUUGACUGUGCAGGAUACAAGCAGCAAAAACGAAGGUACCGACGAACUGGACAGCACGAAUCCUUAUCGAGUCUUGGUAGAGAAGUAUCAGGCCUUGUUGGAGGUCCAGAGACACUGUCAGCCCCGUCGCAAGGACCCACCUGCGGCGUGUAUGUCGUUGCAAGAGGAGCUGGAGAUGUCCGGAGAGUUUAACAAUUUCUAUCCCCCCGUUUCCGAGGUUGAGGUUGCCGCUCCAGAAGCGACCAAGACCGCCUCGCGAACCAAACCUGAGAACGCCGGCAAGAAACCCUUCUCGGCCACUCCGACAGACUUCUCUGAAGCUGAGACGUCGUCUUCAGGCUUCUCAGACGAGACCAGCAACAAAGCGACGCAGACGGAUGACAGACAAGGCUCGUUCCUGUGCUCCAUCGCCGACGGUGAAGACUGCAAGUUCAGCAUUUAUGACGACAACAGUCCAUUUGAAAGUAGGUUCCGCAAGACGCCAGAGUACCGACAGCUCUUCAGCGAGAUCUUCAGCGUUUUAAAACGGGCUGCCGAAGCCAAGGACGAAGGCGAGAAGCUACCGUUGCUGGAUGAUUCCACCCCGUCGCAGACAAAGUACGAUACAUCGUUUCAGGAAGAUUUGCAAAGCGAAGCGACGGACGACAAUCAAAGCGUCAUGUCUUCGAUGGUAUCGUCGGUGGUCUCGGAACCGGUCUUCAGGGUGCAAUCCGCCAGCCCGAAGGACAAACAGUCUGACAACAAGUCUAACAGCACCGCCGCGAAUCAACAGCCCGCAAAGGACGCGAGCUGCAGAAUGGAUUACGUGUCUCUUAACUUGCGCGUUCGCAAGAAGCCCUUGGCGAAGAAAAAUUUCGCUAAGAAGGGUAGCGACCGGUCCACGCCAGACGUCAUUCCUACGACGAAUCCGAAAUUCGUGCCACCCAAGUCCAGUGGCCGAAGGAGAUUUAAACCGUUCAAUCCUGACGAGCACACCGGUAUAUGGAACGGUCAGCAUAAUGCAUAUCCGAAUCGGUCGAGGGAUAACAAGAAGCCAUUUACACGCGGCUCAAACGAGCAGCAACAGCAACAACCGCAGCAACAACCGCAGCAACAGCAGAACAAUUUCGAGUACAAGGAUUUCAAACCCAGCACCGCGUCGGAGGAGGUGGCUCGGUUGAAGCGAUUGGAGUUGUCUUACGCAGAGGUUCUUCGUACGCCUAACAACAAAUCCAGAGCCAGUAAUAAUAAUAACCAUCAUCACCAUCAUCAUCAACAACAGCAUCAUCAUCAUCAUUAUCGUAGAAACUAAAUGAGACAAAUGGGCAGAGCGAAGCGCGUACAAGAUUUAGAAUUUUAUAUUUGGAUUUCAAUUGUAUCCCAACUAGAGAUCUCACGCGUUGACCCCGCAUCCAUUCAUCCCGCGAUGAGAUCCAGUAUUGUUUUUGUACUUUCUUGUAAAUAUUCAACAACGCGGAUACGUAUAGCGAUAUUAUUCUAGGCACUAAUUAACGCGUCCGCGGUAGUUUUAAGUUUUGAAUGUUCUCUUAUUGUAUAUCUCCUUCCUUCCACGCGGUGAACAUGCGACGUAAUUAACUCCCCCUCCUACCGUCGUUGAUCGUUACGGAGAAGAGAAAAAUCUAUUCAUGUGCCAUUUACUCUCCGUGUCAAAAUAUCAACUUCCGACUCUGAAACUCCGCACUAUUCUUCGAUAACGUAAUAUAUCUUCUCCCCGGGGAGGUGACUUAGUGCAUGUCAGCAGCAGCAUGCGUGGUGUGUUAGCUUUUGUAUUUUAUAGGUAUGAAUAUUGUGAUGAUGUUGUACGUAUAAAUAAAUAAAUUCUUUAUCGUAUUAUAAGUCGCUCUUCCCUCUUUCGUGGUCUAUUGAAUACAUGAUUAUUAUAAAACGGAUCCUCGAUGGGAAAACGACAUUUAUCCAGAGCUUACUCCUGCGUAAGUUCGUCAUGAGCGUGAAAAAAAUAUGACAUGUUCAACAUGUAGACGCACAUAGAAUAUAAUCUUUGAAAUAUACUAUGAAGGCCACAUAAUAUACAUAAAAGCUACAUAAUCUAUGACCGUGCGCACACGCGUAUAAUUAACUGCAUUUUAUUAUCCAUAUCAUAUCUAUUUCGAAAAGAAUGUCAAAGUUGCUGAAUGAGUACCACUUUUUAUUCGGACAUAUUAAAUGACAAGAAGCAGCUUGCACCCGAUAUCUCCGCGAUUCCUCGAUCGUAUUAUUUUUUUAAUGUAAGUGACUCUAUAUUUUAACACUAGAACGCUUGAACUUUUUCUAUUACUUUCCUUCAACAUUGAAAGAUAGUUUGCAAUCUCUAAUAUUUCAAAAACUUGAUGUAAUUCAUUAUUCGUGAAGUAUAUUAAAGUAAAAUAAAAUUACAAUUAAAAUAAUAUAAGGAGACAUUUAUCUCUAAAAAAAAUCACACAAAAGCGUUCCAGUGUUAUUGGUCGUAUAGACCGUAUAGAUUAAAGAUAAUAAGUUUAUUAAUACAAUUACAGCUGGGAAUUGAAGUUGCGCACAUUGAGUGCGCAUUUCGUCGUCCGCUUUCCUAAGAUUAAUCAGCAUAAUGUCCAUUACAUACAUACAAGACAUUUCCUUCUUCAUAUUGUAUUCACUUAUAUCAAAAUGGAUACGUUCAAUUAAGAAUCAUCAAAUAAUGCGCGAUGCACCGCUCCUAAACUUGGUUGUACAUAACUCGAGCUGAUACUACGUCUUGACCUGUAGAGAAGAAAUUGCAUCGUCAGCUGCAUACAAACGAUAUAAUUUUAAGGCAGCUAUUUUAAGACGCUGAAUUAAUUUCUGCAGCUACAGUACUUUACGACAUUAAGAUGUGAGAAAUUACACGUAAUGAUUUCAUGUGACACUGAUCCAAAUAAAUGAAUUUGUGCUGC